CUAAAAUUAAAUUCUUUCAGUAUACUUUCUUUCGUCGUCGAUUCACAGUUCUGUAUUCUAAAACGUAUUCAUCGUAUGCCAGGAGCUAAUUCGAAUGUGAGAUAAAAGUAUACAACGCGGCGGAAGAAAAUGCGAAUGAAUAGCCGGUCGGGAACGAACGAUACACACAGCAGCCCACGACCGUUCGUUGCCCACGCUGUACACUGUGUUCAUACGCGGGUUUCGCGUUCGCGUAUGUUCCAGACUCUCCACACACUUCAUCGUGAGUUUCGUUCGGCCCGUUGGCCAAGAACAGAGAUCGAGUCGCGUUAGGAUAUUCGGAAAACACGAAAUAUUAAUAAAAAAAAAAGUUUUUUUUCUCUUAACCUCAAAAUAAGGGAGGGAAAACAGAUUUCGCGAUGUUGAUUCGUAAUUUUUUCAUCAGUUAUUUGUUUUUCUACCUCGUCAGUUGUUCGGUUUCCUUCAAAUCACCGCAAUCCGCGCUUGUAAUCGGAUUCGAAAAAUCUUACGAACAAUCCCUGCUCGCCCACACACUUUUCCAACAAGGCAUCGAGUCCACACUCAUCGUUACCGCCGGUGCACAUCUGUACGAAAAUCUGCAGGGCAUCGAAGUCUUGAAAUUGAACACAAAUGAUAAUCCCUCGGCUGAUAAAGCAGCUCUCAAUGCUUGCGAAAAUUUAUUGACGGAUGAAAAUAUUCUCAAAAGAGUUCGAGAGAUUCAACCGACCUUCGUCAUCUUCCCAGCACUCAGACACGACGCUUGUUUGCUGCCAUGGGUUCAGUUCAUCAAUUCCAUUCCGGUUAUCGCGACCUAUGGCCCCGAAGAAGAUUUGUACUCGGUGCAGCGAACUUCGAUUGCUCUGCCGAUUCACACGGGCGGCCUCUGGGCAGGAUUUUGGGCGAACGCUGACUCGAGCUCGAUUAUCGCCAACACGAACAAUGCCUACGUGACUCCAGCUCUGAAAUUGAUCAAGGAACGUUUACCGGAAUCGGAAAUCGACUUUGAUAAGCUUUACUCCAAAGUCGAUCUCAUUCUGAGCUCGAGCGAUCCGAUUUUGCGUUCAGAUUUUGCACAGCUAGGACAACAACCCGUCCGUAUUGGUUGUCACCACUGCCGAGGCGCUCAUCCCCUGCCUCCGGCGUUGCAGAAAGAAUUGGUUGAAUUUCGCCUGGGAACUGUAGUUGCGACCCUCGACGAAAGUUUCGCUCCGAUCAUCGAAGAAUUAGCUCGAAAUUUGCCUCAAGGUAGGCAAGGCUUGGCGAUAGCUUGGAAAAAUUCCGAUGUCAAGCUCGAGGAGGAAAAGAAGCCCGAAAAUUUAUUUGUUCAUGGUGAAGUCGAUCGACAAGAUUUAAUAGGAUACGCGAGAACGAGAGUUCUCUUGAGUCAUUGUCCAGAGUCCGAGCUUCUCGAAGCGGUGUUCCACGGAACCCCGAUAAUAUGUUUCCCACGAGAUUUUUACGAGCGCUCGAACGAGAAGCAGGCGAUAGAAUUGGGAUUUGCGAGUCCGAGGAGCGACGGGACGACGAGUAUCAACGCGAUUGUCACGGCCGUAGAGCUCGUCCACAAGUCAACAGGUUAUCGAGAGGUGGCGAGAAGUUUUUCCUCCAUAAUUCGUGACAGACCAUUGCCCGCUUCGGAUAGUCUCGUUUAUUGGCUCGGCUACGUGGCGAGGAAUGCUGAGAGGCCGAUAAAACCGCCUGUUCUGAGAGCCAAUGAGAUUCGAACAUUGAUCGGAGAUUCCGAGCUUUUGUCGAGUUUUAUUAUCGGUAUUAUUAUCGGUGCGAUUCUCACAUUGACUGCGAUGUUCGCCUGGUUCAAAUCGAAGAGCAUUCAGAAGCACAACCGCAAGGAAAAAAGGUGUUUCGGUUCGUUAGAAACUCUCAAAGCUCAGUCAAUUCUGUCGAUGAGUGAAAAAAGAUAAAGGUCGAUGGGCUUUGUUACAACGGGUCAAGUGUCCUCUUCGUUGUCUCAUUUAUUCCAGUUAUACGGCAUCGGGUUAUUCCCGAUUCUCUUACGCGGUGAGGUGUACUAAUAAAAUACUGUUAACUAAGAAAGAAACGAAUCUACGCGAGAAAUAUCAUUACGUCAGUCCUUUUUCUAUAAAUAUUUACACAUUCAUUAUUCGUUAUCUUAUAUUAUAGAUAUUCGUGAAUAGUAAGAAAAAGGAAGAAGGGGAUUUUUAUGUACAUUAUCAUUGGCGGAUCGGUGCUCGCGAUAGUAGAAAAAAUUGUUAAACAAUCGUCGAAUCCUCGACGCUACUCGAUUCUAAAAAGCUUCUCUUCUUCCAGGGCACAUGAAAAAUCUUCGUGAAAAACAUCGGAGACGAAAUGUCAAUUCGAUCACACUUUUUUCUUCGUAAUUUUUCACAUUUUGUGUUAUGGCAACACUUCUUCAAUGAUCGAUGCUGCUGAUUUGGAUUUUUCACAGCGAGCUCUCAUUCAUACGAAAAAAAACUGGUUCAAUGUCAACUUUGUCACUGCAGUUCUAUCGCUCAUGAGCUACUGGUAACAAGAUAGUGAAAAAAUCGAUUUUCCUCGGUUCACAGGUAACCAAAUUCUCAAUUGCAGCCUCACUAGUUAUUUCAUUUGAUAAAAAUUUUAGAACUUGUUGGCUCGUUAAAAAUUUGUACGAAUUUGGCUUUCUUUGAAACGUUACAAACGUCGAUCGACGAUCUGUUCUAUUUUUUGUCGCAAAAACAAGUGUGAAAAAUGAGAAUAUCCCAAGACUUUUGUAUUCAUGCAGGAAAGUUAUUGUCGAACCAACGUGUUGUCAUAAAAGUUGUCAGUUGACCAGUUUAUAAUUUAUUGUUUAAAAAGUGAGCUGUUAGCAUAGUAAAAUUAUUAUUACCGAUAACGAACGUUCGUACAAUUUCAGGGUAACUGAACUUUCCAGAUUUUUUUCCCUCACGAUUACCGUUAAUAAUUCUCCCGAAGAAAUGAGUAAGAAAUGUCUAAAUUUAUAAAGAAAUGAUUUUUUCACAAAGCUCCUGCUACGCUGUACGCUGAUGUUCGCAGCAUCGAAAAUUCGACGAUUAAAAAAGUGUUAAUUUGGCAAAAACAUGUGCCUCGAGCUCCACCCUCGAGAUAGUGGACGCGACGUGACAAAUCAGUCUCCAUUUCGAGAGAAAAUGUAAGUUUUUAUCAAAACGUCACUAAUUGUCAUUCUUCAAGGUUCUCGAUAACAAUCGCUGUUCUGCAUCUCGCCUGAAGAUGAUAUGGAAUACAAAUAGGUACAAGAAAAAUCGAUCAACCCAAUUCGGCCAGAGUUCUCCAUUCUGCUUCUCUUUCUUUUCGCUCAACCAAUGCCACUGUCUUUUUGAGACUCCGGGGGCUUCCAGC
Venturia canescens is the source of this 3339-nucleotide messenger RNA. RefSeq names its product UDP-glucuronosyltransferase 1A3-like. Gene Ontology annotation, molecular function: UDP-glycosyltransferase activity. The coding region runs from base 399 to 1922 and encodes 507 amino acids. Lineage: Eukaryota; Metazoa; Arthropoda; Insecta; Hymenoptera; Ichneumonidae. The transcript has 5 exons. The record is from RefSeq and is a predicted model, not a curated record.